UCUGGAGACUACAGCCCUCAUUCACUCUCCUGGAGACUACAGCGAACACACACAGACAGCAUCAUGAAACAACUGGUCAUAUUUGGUUUUUUUGUUUUUGCUACAUUCUUCAUGGUUCACAGUGAAAUACCAGAGUACUGUUUCCUACCACAGGACGUGGGUACAGCCCCAGUGUCAGGAGCAGAAGACUUCCAGAUCAUGCUGUAUUAUGAUGCCUCUAAAGACCUGUGCUACCCCUUCAAGUACCUGGGGGAGGGGGGCAACGCCAACCGCUUCACCCUGGAGAGAAUCUGCAUGAGGAACUGUUCCGCCAGGGCAGAGGAGAUCUAUCCAGUGGAUGAGUCAAAGGCCUGCCACUACAGGAAGGCUCUGGGUGAAUGCUACGGUACCUACCUACGCUACUACUACGACCCCAUCCACUCAAAGUGUAAGAAGUUCCACUGGACCGGCUGUGUGGGGAACGGGAACCGGUUCAUCGACCAUCAGGCCUGCAACGCCACCUGUGCUGGGAUUCAUGAUGAUGGUACUGAGGAGGAGGAGGAUGAGCCCGAUACUCCUAUUGCCCUGAUUCUGGGAGUGGUGUUUGGGAUCACGGGAGCAAUCAUUAUUGGAGUCGUUGUUUUCCUGGUGAUGCAGAGCAAGAAGAAUCACAAAAGUGCACCAAAGAAAGUGAAAGAAGGCAAGACGGAGACGCCACUGCAAGAACAACCAAUAGAGAUGGCAUAGAGAAGAGACCACAGCAAGAACAACCAAUAGAGAUGGCAUAGAGAAGAGACCACAGCAAGAACAACCAAUAGAGAUGGCAUAGAGAAGAGACCACAGCAAGGACAACCAAUAGAGAUGGCAUAGAGAAGAGACCACAGCAAGGACAACCAAUAGAGAUGGCAUAGAGAAGAGACCACAGCAAGGACAACCAAUAGAGAUGGCAUAGAGAAGAGACCACAGCAAGGACAACCUAUAGAGAUGGCAUAGAGAAGAGACCACAGCAAGAACAACCAAUAGAGAUGGCAUAGAGAAGAGACCACAGCAAGAACAACCAAUAGAGAUGGCAUAGAGAAGAGACCACAGCAAGGAAUGGAAACACCAUAGUAAUUAGACUGACUAGAAUGCAUGAUCCCAUUCAAGUCAACUUUCCAUUUUGAGUGUACCCCAUGGCCGUCAUUCUAUUUCUAGGGGAAACACCAGGCGGGGCCUUCACCUGAAUGACCCCUCUCAGGAUGAUAUAACAGAAGAACGUAGAUAUACAUCUAACGAACCUACAAUGUAAUGUACUGUAAUGUAUCCAUCAUUUUUUGUUAUCAGAUUAUUCACAAAUCAAUUUUGUGGAUUCUGCCUUCUCCUUCACUAAUGCAGGCCAGGCUGUUUUCAUUAUGGUGACGUUUCAAAUGACUCUCACUCAUCUUACAGCAAGGCUUUCUGCACUCUCCUCUUUUACAAUAUGACUUCUGUGUUUAUUUCUGGUAGACUUGGUAACUACUCACAUCAUCUCCACGGAUUUCAAAGAAUAAGCACUAUUCUUUAUUAACUACAUUACAGGCAUUGUGUGCUUUAUUGAACUCCUACGUGUGCAACAGGAUUCUUCUGAUAUUCUGACAGUUCUUAAUGUGGAACGUUUUAUUUUAUGUGCUGUUUAUGUUUGGUCUGUAUCAACAUUGUGAUUGGUUUUGUUCCUACUACUGUAUGUCACAUGUUUGUAGAUAUGAGAAUAAACCAAUACGCCUGUUUAAAAAAAUA
Molecule: messenger RNA, 1734 nt
Organism: Coregonus clupeaformis (lake whitefish)
Lineage: Eukaryota; Metazoa; Chordata; Actinopteri; Salmoniformes; Salmonidae
Product: BPTI/Kunitz domain-containing protein
Exons: 6
Coding region: 64-726 (220 amino acids)
Molecular function (GO): serine-type endopeptidase inhibitor activity
Source: RefSeq, a predicted model, not a curated record